AUGCAAUGGUUUAAGCGAAGCAAGCAGGCGUUGAGCGCCGAUGAGCUCCUUUCGCAACUACAGGACGACCAGCAACUCACCUUUGCGCAGUUCGCCGUGAUUGUGAAGCCCUUCUCAGCUCGAGACGCCCAUGAGUGCACCAUGGCAUUCCGAAUUCUGCACACCAUUAACGCCAAUCUCAAAGAAACACAAAGCUGGCCGUUCCAGUUGCUGCGACAUUGCGACCUGGAACAUGUCACGGGGAAGUCUUCGUGGCUCGAUCGAAUCCGAAAACGACCACAAAAGCCCACCUCCGAGGGAGGCACCAAAACAGCAUUCAACAUCAACAUUGCCAACAAGGUCCACAAGCAGUGCGGCCAAAUGAAGACCCAGAUGCAGCAAUGGGACAUUAAACACCUCCAGAAUGUUACAGGCAAGCUUCUUACCAACGGAAGCUUUACCUCGGACGCCUCUUCGGUACUCAUCACACUUGUGCUCAGAAUCCUUUCACGAUACUCGGAACUGGAGGAACAGCUGGAUCUGGCAAUGUCACGUGCCACCCUCAUUAAGAUCAACUACGAGCUCACAGAGAAGCUCAGCAAGGAGCUCGAGAACCAGGGAGAAGAGGAGGACGAAAUAAACCCUCUGCUUGUGGCCUACAGAUCGUUCGUCAAGCAACUGCUCUCCGAGCUGGACACUGAUAGCGACAACAGACAAGAUCUGCUGCAGGUUGUCAAGGACCUCGAGGACAUGUACAAGCAGUACGCCGCCUCCACUCCCAAAAAAUCCUCUCCUCGAAAGAAGUCCUCUACUUCGAGAUUCCCCACUCCUUCAACUCCCAAGCGAGAGGCCUCGGACCCCUUCGAUUACAUGGACUCUCCCACUCACACACAGACGGAAUCUUUCUCGUCUAUGAGCAACUCGGUUAACUCCCUAUUCUCUUCUACAUCGAAAGCAUCCUCCACUGUCAGUGACGAGCUUCCUAACCUCCUGCAUGCAUUUGACAUGGAAUACGUGAAGCAGCAGCGACAGCGACGAGAGCUGGACGGCGUUGGAAUGUCGUCCCCACAGUCCAUGACCUCUUCCAUCUCCUCCAAGUCGCUCUCUUCUUCCAAGUCAUUCUCCAAGCUCAACCCCACACACUCUUCACCUCUGGUGGCGGCAUCUCCUCUUCAGACUUCGCAUAUUGCCCCAAUGCCCAAUUCUUCACCUGCACCCUCGCAUCUUGACGUCCAGAUGAUCAACAACCGAAUGAUGGUCAAAACCGCUUCUGGUUACCAGGACAUGCAGGAGUGGGUCAUGAAGCAGAACCAGGAGGCUGCUCUUCGAACCACACAGCCCGCCGUGAAGAGCGCUUCGGACUACAUUGUCACGGUUCCCAAGGAAUCUGUUCCUCGAACCCUUCCUUCUACAGGCACUUCUUUCCUCUCCAACAUCUUCGGAAACCGGCCUCUGGCUCCCCCCGUUCCUCUUGAAAAGAAGGAACUGCCUAAGCCCCAGCCUUCCGUCGGCCCUACUACCUCUCUCCUAGCCAAGAGUCUUUCUGAGAAGCACUCUACCUUCCAGCAAUCUGCAUUUGAGACCUCUUACCGACAGGAGAUGAACGAUUUUGAGUAG
Molecule: messenger RNA, 1596 nt
Organism: Yarrowia lipolytica CLIB122
Lineage: Eukaryota; Fungi; Ascomycota; Dipodascomycetes; Dipodascales
Source: RefSeq, a predicted model, not a curated record